Lathyrus sativus (Indian pea) is the source of this 390-nucleotide messenger RNA. The record is from the annotation of a GenBank genome assembly. NCBI's taxonomy places the organism in Eukaryota, Viridiplantae, Streptophyta, Magnoliopsida, Fabales, Fabaceae.
AUGGCUUCCUCCAAAUCCUUCAUUUUAGCUUUACUCAUUGUCGCAACAAUGUCAAGCAUGAAGGUGGAGGGGCGUCGUCUUCUUCAAACAACCACACUCUCAAACCCUGCCACUCCAUCUUUACCAAAAUCAUCAUUGUUGGAUUCACGAGAUUUGUCUGUAACUCCAUCAUUACCUAAAGGAAGUCUUCCACCAUUAGAUACUUCCAUUCCAUCUCUUUCUAAGCACACCAUGCCACCAUUUCCUAACUUUCCUUCCACCGAUCCAUCUUUCAGCAUUCCACCAGUGUCAUCACCAGCUCCCACUCCAGUUUCCACCACUCCCAAACCAGCCUCUUCCUUUUUUUCCUUUCCGUUUUUCUCCCAAACACUUUCAAUCUUUAAACCUUAA